GGCCCACCACAAACUCAUUCUUUCACUCCAUCUCUCCCUGUGCGCUCGGCCUCUCCUACUGUACGUCGCUUGCCUGCCUAGCACAACCCUGCCACCAGCCUGCCUGGAGAUUAAUCUCGAGUUUCUGUCAGAAUUGAACAUACGUGUUAGGCCGGCAACAGAACCUACGGUACGCCAAUUCCUUGAAAUUCGCGCGUGACGGCUUCCAGCCUGCUGUUGCUUGCUGCGAGUUCUGCUGUGGAAAUCAGAAACCCUAGAUUUACGUUUCGCGAACCCGGAGUCUACUAUUGUUGAUUAGUCAGCAAGCGGCAAGGAGUCAGGCAUGGGGACGGAACGCAAGCGUAAGAUCAGCCUCUUCGACGUCCCGCCAGAAACGAGCCGCCAGAAGGUGGACGGACUAACGGACGCGGCUGCAGCGGCGGCGGCUGUAAUCGCGGCGGCAGCAGCGACGAUUAACCCAUAUAAUGGCCGGCCGUACACGCAGCGGUAUUUUGAUAUUCUCGAAAAGCGGCGGACGCUGCCGGUGUGGCAGCAGAAGCAGGAGUUUGUGGAGCUCCUGAAGAAGCAGCAGAUCAUCGUGCUCGUGGGAGAGACGGGUAGCGGGAAGACCACACAGAUUCCCCAGUUUGUCGUGGAGUGCCUGAACGCGACCCCCAAGAAGCAGGUCGCGUGCACGCAGCCGCGGCGAGUGGCGGCGAUGUCGGUGUCGCGGCGAGUGGCGGACGAGAUGGAUGUGACUAUAGGGGAGGAGGUCGGCUACUCGAUUCGAUUCGAGGACUGCAGCGGACCCAAGACCAGCCUCAAGUACCUGACCGACGGUAUGCUUCUACGUGAGGCCAUGGCCGAUCCUUUAUUGGAACGUUACAAGGCCAUCAUCCUGGACGAGGCGCACGAGCGCACGCUGGCGACGGACGUGCUGUUUGGGCUGCUCAAGGCGGUGCUGGAGCACCGCAAAGACCUCAAGCUGGUGGUCAUGAGCGCCACUCUCGAGGCGGAGAAGUUCCAAGGGUACUUCCAUGGGGCGCCGCUCAUGAAGGUUCCUGGAAGGCUGCAUCCCGUCGAGAUCUUCUACACGCAGUGCGUGAGAGCCAGAACGAGAUUACCUGGAAGCCGCCAUCCGCACGGUGGUACAGAUCCACAUGUGCGAGCCCCCCGGCGACAUCCUCGUGUUCCUAACUGGAGAGGAGGAAUCGAGGACGCGUGCAAGAAGAUUGCCCGCGAGGUGCAGAACCUGGGCGACCAGGUCGGACCCGUGAAGGUCGUGCCGCUCUACUCCACUCUGCCGCCCGCCAUGCAGCAGAAAAUCUUUGACGCCGCCCCGCCGCCCGUGAAGGAAACGGCCCGCCCGGGCGGAAAAAUCGUCAUUUCCACCAACAUCGCAGAGACUUCCCUCACGAUCGACGGUAUCGUGUAUGUCAUCGACCCAGGGUUCUCCAAGCAGAAGGUCUACAACCCUCGGAUCCGCGUCGAAUCGCUCCUAGUCUCCCCGAUUUCGAAAGCCUCGGCGCACCAGAGGGCCGGCCGCGCCGGCCGAACCCAACCCGGGAAGUGCUUUCGGCUAUACACGGAACGGUCCUUCCAAAAAGACCUUCAGGAGCAAACCUACCCGGAAAUCCUCCGGUCCAACCUUGCAAACGUCGUCCUGACCCUAAAAAAGCUCGGGAUCGACGACCUGGUGCACUUUGACUUCAUGGACCCACCUGCUCCGGAAACCCUAAUGCGGGCGCUGGAGUUGUUGAACUACCUGGGGGCGCUGGACGACGAGGGGAAUCUGACGAAGCUAGGGGAGCUCAUGAGCGAGUUCCCGCUCGACCCGCAGCUGUCCAAGAUGCUGGUGGUGUCGCCCGACUACAACUGCUCCAAUGAGAUACUCUCCGUCACUGCCAUGCUCUCAGGUUGGUUUGCCCGUGCUGUGAUGCUGGUUUAUGCGUGCUAUUGCGGUUUAUUGUUUCACUUUCCUAAAUCUGUUGUCUCCUGUUGCUCUUGAAACCUUGAGCUGCAAUCUAACCCUCCCACUUGCAGUGUGUUGCUUUUACUCUCUCUGGUUUUCCACUUCUGCUGCAGCAGGAGGAUCGCCCCACAUGCACUCUCCCUAUAAUCACCA
Molecule: messenger RNA, 2104 nt
Organism: Closterium sp. NIES-67
Lineage: Eukaryota; Viridiplantae; Streptophyta; Zygnematophyceae; Desmidiales; Closteriaceae
Source: the annotation of a GenBank genome assembly